CAAAAUGCCAGGCCAGAUAAUGCGCGCCGUGGUCUUCAAGGGCCCCUACAAAGUCGCCGUCGAAGAGCGUCCAAUUCCUAAGAUUCAGAAUCCAGAGGAUAUUAUCAUCAAGGCAACAUAUACCGCGCUCUGCGGAAGCGAUCUCCAUGUGUACCGCGGCAUUGAACCCGCCGGAACAGGGUUUGUCAUGGGCCAUGAAGUAACAGGUGAGGUUGUGGAGGUCGGUGAUGCAGUGAAGACUGUGCAGAGGGGUGAUCUAGUUGUUUCGGCGUUUACGACGUCUUGCGGAACAUGUUUCUACUGCGAGCAGGGCUUUUCAUCAAGGUGUGAUGAGAACACACUCCUAGGAUGCGAUGACCUUGAUGGCGCGCAGGCUGAAUACGUGCGAAUUCCUCACGCAGACGGCACAGUCGUCAAGGCCCCAAGCGGCGUCUCUCCCCAGUACCUCGUCCUAAUGGGCGACAUCUUCCCGACGGGCUACUUCGCCGCGCAGAAUGCCUUCAAGAACGCCACAGCUGCGCAGAUCGCGGAGCAAACUGUAGUCAUCAUCGGCUGCGGUCCCGUCGGUCUCUGCGCUCUGAUCAACGCACUCGAGUAUAAACCUAAGCAUCUCCUCGCCGUUGACUGUGUCCCGUCGCGGCUGGAUCUAGCAAAGUCGCUGGGUGCAGAGCCCUGGGAUUUCAAGAAUGACCGCGAAGCAUUGGAUAGGAGAGUUUCUGAGCUGACAAAUGGUCGAGGCGCAGAUGCCGUCAUUGAGGUAGUGGGAAUGAGUCCGGCCUUGAGAAUGGGAUUUGAGCUUUUAAGACCCUGGGGGGUUAUUAGUAGUGUGGGGGUUCAUAAUGGGGAGAUUCCCUGGACAGGGAGUGAAGCCUACGGAAAGAAUGUCACUGUGCAAAUGGGGCGGUGUCCCGUGCGAUCAGUGUCAGAUGCCGCGCUGGAGGUACUGAAGAAGAACCAGCACUUGCUUGGGUUUAUGACGGAGAACAUUAUGCCUCUGUCGCAGGCUGCCGAAGCGUAUGAUCUGUUCAAUGCAAUGAAGGUGCAGAAAGUUAUAUUUGAGGCGGGGAAAUAG
Molecule: messenger RNA, 1072 nt
Organism: Aspergillus nidulans FGSC A4
Lineage: Eukaryota; Fungi; Ascomycota; Eurotiomycetes; Eurotiales; Aspergillaceae
Product: alcohol dehydrogenase family protein
Exons: 6
Coding region: 5-1072 (355 amino acids)
Molecular function (GO): oxidoreductase activity; zinc ion binding
Source: RefSeq, a predicted model, not a curated record